AUGGCAGUUGUCAUACCGAAAGCGUCGUCUUUGCACCAGCUUACGCCCACGAAGCGCGCACAUCCUCCUCAGAAGGCCCUUCCUGCCGAGCUCUCCGAACUACUGCUUACUGCUGCGGACGAAUACAUUGCGGUCGCGCGAGGCAUGGGAUCACUGCUCAUACGGGAGAGAAGGGAGGCCGACGUCAGGCAAUACUACAAGUUGAUGUCCACUGCUAUGGGGUGCAUGGAUACUGUGCUCAAGGACUUCAACAUGCCGCCUAGGGACGAAGCCAAACUGCGGUUGAGGUAUGCCAGCUUGAUGAUCGAAGAGACAGACAUCGAGGCCGCAGACAUAUCCAGUCGGAUCGAGGAAAUUUUGUCCAAGCAGAUAUCGCUCUGCGGACGCCAUCGCUUGCAAGACCUUAAGUUUGCUGCCCUCCAUCUUCAGGCACGAUAUCAGUUCAAGACCAACCACCGCGCCGGUCUCAAGUCACUCGACCAGCCUAUAAAGGAGGCCGAGACCUUCCAACACAUUGCCUGGGUGUAUGCGUUGCGGUUUCUCAAAGUCACGCUCGCACUGCAGAUACCGGGUCGUGUUGAGGUGGCAUUGGCUCUCCAGCAACUCCAUGCUAUACAAGACCACGCGGACCGGCGGGGCGAUCGAGCCAUCUACGUCGCUUGUCACGUACUCGAAGCGAUGGUCCAUCUACGCUCAGGUGCAAGCGAUCGACUCGAACAAGCCCAACGCGCCAUCGCAGCAGCCAGAAGCCUGCAGCUUCAAGUGUCAGCCAAACAAUUGGGAUCAUUUGGCACUCUCAUCGACAUUAUUGACAUUGCUAGCGGUAUCCAAAAAGGCAGCCCCAACCCGCAGAAGUCUACCGCACUUCUGGAAUCGAUACUAGGCGACAAGAACGAACAGGGCAGCUCCCAAGGCGGCGUCUUCACUGUCCUCAUUGAGCGGAGCUUCGGAGGUCAUCUUACGUUUGACACUGCUGGCAUCUUCCGAAAAAAUGCGGAGCAAAAGGACGAGCUGGUGUUUGCAUGGCUUCCGAAGGAGGAUCUUCAAGCGCUGUGCUUCCAUAUCUGCGCACUGGACCAACAUGUUCAUGAGAAGGGUCUGAACUUCAUGAAGGAAGCACAUCAGCGCUUCCGAGAGACUGCGAAGCGACGCGUUUACAGUGGCGUACCUAUAUCUAUCGCGUUUGCACGCAUUGAGUGGAACAUGGUACUGGAUUGGUAUUCCAUGUUCGCUAUUGGCCUCAUGGCUCGUACUAGGAAUGAUCAUGCAACCGCCGACGAUGCGCUGGGUUUUCUCAAGAAGAAGAUCUCAACGACCCCAUACAACAACCAGGAAGCAUUCGCUCGUACGCUCGCCUACUUCUCCGCCAUCACUAACCAGAUCAACGGAUCCCACAACUCCUCACUAGCAGCAUUGUCCUCGGACGUCCUCGCAAUACCGGAGAAGGGUCAUGCAACCCCUGCUAAAACAGACAUCGCAAUCAUGGCAGCUCUGAACCGCCUCCUCAUUCUCCGCGAUGCCUCGCACCCACAACACUUCCAAGCAGCCCUCCUUCUAUCCCAAAUCAAACCCCUCUGCGACGACCACCCAAACCAAUACAUACGCAUCGCCUUCCGCCUCGUCCAAGCCUACCACAGCGAAGACGCGCCCAUCCUCCAGCAGAAGAAAACUGUCCAAGCCGCCGUAGGCAUGGCGCAGGAUGUGUCGAAGCGAACCCAGAACUUCGAGUUCGUCGCUAUGAUGAUGUGUUACUUCGUUGCGCGCUUCUUUGCGGAGACCGUGGGUGAGAAGAGUAUUCAGGCGAUUCGUGCGGCGAGGUCACAGGCGGUUAAAGUGCAUAGGCCGCUGUGGGUUGCGGUUGUUGCGGGGCUUUGUAUGAAUACUUAUAGGAGGAAUGGUCUUGUGGCUGAGGCGGAUGCGGCGGCGCGUGAGUUUGAGAAUGUGAGGGGGCAGUUGCCGGUUGCGCUGAGGGGGGUGGAUGGUGUGGAUGUGGAUGUGGAUGCGGAUGGUGAUGUUGAUGCUGAGGGGGAGGAGGAUGUGGAUGCUGAUGGGGAUAUUGAUGUUGUGGGUUAG
This is a messenger RNA of Alternaria ventricosa, 2073 nucleotides long. RefSeq lists its product as uncharacterized. Gene Ontology annotation, cellular component: chromatin; SMC loading complex. The transcript has 2 exons. Gene Ontology annotation, molecular function: double-stranded DNA binding. Bases 1 to 2073 code for a protein of 690 amino acids. Lineage: Eukaryota; Fungi; Ascomycota; Dothideomycetes; Pleosporales; Pleosporaceae. The record is from RefSeq and is a predicted model, not a curated record. Gene Ontology annotation, biological process: mitotic sister chromatid cohesion; maintenance of mitotic sister chromatid cohesion.